GCGGUUUCUUUAUUAUAUGCUGUUUUUGUCAAGGAACCCCCUCGUUUUAAAAAAAUCUAGAAAAGAAAUUGUAAGAACAGAAGAGAAUUUGGUUUAGUCAGUAUUAGCAGGAGGAGUUCUUAAGCCUAUUUUGUACAAAUUCUGUUUAAAGAUUCAAACGGAACUGAAUCAGCCCGACGCACUGUGGUAGCAGAGUUGUAUUGGAAUUGUUGUUUCUAAAGGAACUGAAGCAAAGUGCUUAAGUCAAAGUUUCUAAAGUAACUGAAACUUGUUGUUGGUCUCUUAUAAUUGUGUUAAGAUUCUAAAGUAAUUGAAUCAACCCAAUGCAGUGUGGUGGCAGAGUUGUAUUAGAUCUGUUGUGUCUAAAAUUGUAAGUUUCUAACGUAAUUGAAACCGACUGUAAAGUUGUGAUAAUUCUGAUGAAAUUCUAAAGCAACUGAUUUGACCCGACGCAGUGUGGUCACAGAAUUAUUUCAUAACUGUUGUGUGUUAUAGUAUAGUGAGUCUGACGCACCGUAACUCUGUGAAGUUUAAAGCCCAAAAACAGUGUUAAUUUGCCCGAUGUACUGUGGCCAAGUAAACUGUUUUAAAAAUAUAACAUAAAACCCGAAGUAGUGUGGUUUUAUCCGACGUACUGUGACAGUGUUGCAUUUUUAAUGGUUUAAUGUAGUGAAGUGUAAUGCCCGACGGAGUGUGGCCAUUUGCGAAGAAGUGAAAAUUUUGGUUUAGAAGCCCGACGUAGUGUGGCUGUUUUAUUCAUUUGCGUCCAAACCACAGGAGCUGUGAAUAAUUUGACUGACAGGUAUCUUAGUAACUAGAUAAUGUUCAAUCAGUGAAGGAAAAUAAGCCUACUGAAUUGCUGAAGACAAUUUAAUAAGAUUGUGAAAAUGGAAGAGCUGAUAGUUAAAUACAUCGCUAAGCACAGCUCUGUAGGAAUGUUUGAUGGGAUAGAGAAUGCAGACGACCCCUACGAGGAAAAGUUGCUAAUGCACUUCAAGCUAUUUUUGCCUCAUACAAGGUAACUAAGAAAAGAUUAGAGGAAAUGAAAACUGAAAACAAGUUACUAAAUUCUCAAGUCAAUGACAAUGUCAUCUCAUUGAGAAAUUGCGAGGCUGAAGAGAUCAUUUUGAAGGAACAGAUAGUGAAAUUGAGAAAAGAAAUUUCAAAGUCCGAAACAGAGAGGGAAACAUUUAGAUGUUUGUAUGAAGGGACAGCUAGACAGUUGGUACAUGCCCAAUCCAAUUCUGAUUAUGAUGAGAAUGACUGCAAGGAAACCUUUAGUCAACGACAUAAUUCUUCAGAUGAUUCUGUAAGGUUCCCAGUAGCACCAGUGCGAACAAGACAGAAUAGAAAUGGAAAUGGAAAUGAGAGGAUUCUUGAUCAAAGAACUGAAAAUGGCCAAGCUGUUAGACAGCUGUCUUUUAUGGACUUUCAAAGUCUUGUUACAGCAGUGGGUACUUUUGACCCUGAUAACAUGGAUCCUGUAGAGUUCUUGUCAAAACUGGAGAAGGUAGUGGAUGUUUAUAGUGUGUCAGAUGAAGAUGCUUGUAGACUUCUCAUGAUCUGCAUCCCUCACUCAUUAACUAGUGUUCUCUCACAGGAGGUUCGUGAAAAAAGAGCAGACAGAGGGGCAAGGAAAGAAGCUCUGCUUAGACUUGCUGGGACUGAUUUGGUUAACUUGAGAAAGAUAACUGAGGUGACAAUGGAAAUUGGAGAGCAUCCUCUAGCAUUUGCGUCUAGGUUGUGGGAAAUGUUUAGCUGUUACAGUGGUUUGCCCAAUGCAACUAAACAAAAUCUCAUGUUUAAGUCUGCAUUAAUUGCACAAAGCAGUUCACACAUGCGAGAAGCCAUUGCUCUGCAUGUAGAUGUAAAUACACCAUACAAGCAAAUAAUUUCCAAAAUGACACAGCAUUUCAAUGCAAGAAGUCAAAUGAAAGCUGCAGAAUCUAGACAUCCAGUCGCUGCCUUUGGCAAGAGAAAAUGUUCUAGAUUAUCUAAUGCUUUCCAUCAGAGACCAGGGAGAUUUGAAAGAGUAAAUUCAGAAGGUGUUACUCUCUGUUAUGCAUGUGGAAAAGCUGGUCACAUUGCCAGGCAUUGUCAAGACAAUGAGAGACAUCAUCAAAGCUUUGUUUGUCAUGGAUGUGGAAAGGAUGGUCACAUAGCAAGGCAUUGUUUGGAGAAAGGUAGGAAAGAUCAGGAAGUUGUUUGUUUUGCUUGUGGAAGGAUGGGACACAAGGCAAGACAGUGUCACUUUUCACACAAAAGAAACAUGGGAUAUCGUGAUUUGCUUAAGAAGAUAGGCAGUUUAGAAACCCAGUUGGCACUGUUGAAAGGAAAUAAGGAAGAAGCCAUUCACACCUUGCCAGACACAGCACUGCAGGGACAACAUGACUGUAGUUCAGUCACAAGCAGAUGCUGAU
Molecule: messenger RNA, 2420 nt
Organism: Onychostoma macrolepis
Lineage: Eukaryota; Metazoa; Chordata; Actinopteri; Cypriniformes; Cyprinidae
Product: posterior protein-like
Exons: 2
Coding region: 1043-2419 (458 amino acids)
Biological process (GO): positive regulation of cytoplasmic translation
Cellular component (GO): cytoplasm
Molecular function (GO): zinc ion binding; mRNA binding; translation regulator activity
Source: RefSeq, a predicted model, not a curated record